UUCUGGUUUGUGCUGUGCCUAAUCUUCAUCACUGGAACAACCCGUAUAAACAUCCUGUGUAUGGGAUACCUGAUGGCUUGUUUCCAUUUCAUGCUAUUUGGGGGCAGUCUACUGCUGAAACCGGUCCGUCACCUGCUAAAGCUGUGGAACUAUCUGAUUGUCUAUACGGCCUUUGUCAUCACCAUGAAGAACGUGCUUUCAAUAGGAGCUUGUGUAUACCUAGAUAAAUUGAUGAAGAAUAACUGCUGGCUCAUCCAGACUUUUAGCAUGUUCUGCACCAUCAAAGGAUAUGACUUGAAUAUCCCAUCAGAUGACAUAUGCGAACUGCCUGAAAAUGAAGCAGGAAUUGUAUGGGACGCAAUCUGUUUUACUUUUCUUCUGAUACAGCGCCGUGUGUUCUGCAGCUAUUACUUCUUGUAUGUGGUGGCAGAUCUGAAGGCCUCUAAACUCCUGGCUUCCAGAGGGGCAGAGCUGUUUGAAGAGAAAAUUAAGAAGGUUGUGGCGGUACGUCUGGAAGAAGAGAAGAAAUGUUCCCAGGCAAUGAAGAAGCAGAUGGAGCAGAUCAAAUCCAAGCAGAAGGCAACUGAUGAGGCAAAGGCUCGGAAAGGGAGUGCAGCUGACGAUACCUCUGAGUCAUCAGCAAAGGACAAAGAAGAUGUUGAUAAAAAAAGAUAAAGAUGGAAAAAAGAAGUGGUGGCAGCCCUGGGUGACCCACACAACAAUGGUUCGUAGUGGAAGCUACAGCCUAUUUGAUACAGACAGUGAGGAUGAGGAGGAAGAGACUCGAGAGGAAAAGCGAGAGGAGGAACCCCCUAAAAAGAAAACUGCAUUUCAGUUAGCAUACGAAGCCUGGACCACCAGCUCUAAAUCUGCUUUAAACCUGCGGAAGAAUGAUGAGAUUACAAUCCGCAAGGAGAUGGAAAAGCAACAGCCAGAAGGGAAGCCAGAGGAAUCUCAGCAUGAAGAAACAGAGACAGAAAGCCAGGAAGAUAAUGCAGAAGGGCCGGAGAAUAUCAUUCAGAGGAUUAUCAAUAUUGUCAAGUUCUCCUGG
Staurois parvus is the source of this 1051-nucleotide messenger RNA. The record is from the annotation of a GenBank genome assembly. Lineage: Eukaryota; Metazoa; Chordata; Amphibia; Anura; Ranidae.